CCCCCUCAAAAGCCACCUCUGCCACUGAAGAGUUUUAAUGUAUUGUCUUCUUAGGAAACAGAAUGAAUACAACUCACUGGACUCAUUCAGUCUAUGAGUAUACAACUCUGCCUGCUAUUUACACCACUGGCUUCAUCAUUGGUCUUGGAGCUAAUGUAUGGGGACUAAAGUCUCUACUGCAGAAAUGGAAAAUUCUUGGACACAUUAACGUGUUUCUUCUGAACCUUGGAAUUGCCAAUUUUUUGUUCCUGCCAUCACUCCCAUUUUUGUCAGCGUACUACUUUAUGGACAGUAAAUGGAUAUUUGGAGAUGCCUUCUGCAAGAUCACAAGAUUCUGCUUCAACUUGAAUUUAUACGGCAGCAUUGGAUUCCUCACCUGUAUAAGUGUGUACAGGUACCUGGCUAUUGUCCAUCCAAUGAAAGUGAUGGGAAGAAUAACUGUGACUAACUCUGUCGCUAUUUCAGUCAUGGUUUGGCUGUUGGUGAGUGUUCAAAGUUUUCCAGAUAUGUUCUUCCCCAAAAACUCACCAAAUAGAACUGAAAAAUGCUACCAUACCACAUCUACAGAGUAUGUGGAGGAUUACCUAAAAUACAGUGUGGGCUGGACACUCACUGGGUUUGUUAUGCCACUCCUUAUCUUACUUGGCUCCUAUGGACAUGUGACUCUUGUUCUCUGCCGCAUUAAUACCAUUGAUAAGGUGGUGAAACAAAGAAGCUUAAAGUUGAUGUUCAUUUUGAUUUUGCUCUUUUCAGUUUGUUACAUCCCCUACCAUAUUUUUAAGAACCUCAGCCUUUAUUCAAGAGUUUUGUCAAAUCACAGGAUGCGUCCAAAAUGGGAUAAGGGAGUCUUUAGUGCUCAUCAGAUCAGUCGUGGUCUUGUGUGUCUGAAUAGUGUUUUGAACCCCCUGGUUUACCUCCAUGUCAUGGAUAUUCCUGCUCAAAUCAGACAGAUGCUUCAUCAUUUUCGUCAGAUCUUUGUGUCAGAGUUCAGCAGUGUACCAGUGGCACAAAAUGCAGAUGUUUAACAGGAGUUUAGCACAGAUGAUUCACUUUGAGUUUGUUUAUUAUACUGUGCUUCAUCCAGUUAAUUAUUGUUCUCUUUUCCUGCAACAACAGUUUGGGCACAAGUUACUAUAUAAAUAUAUAUAAAUACUUUUAUCUCUUUUUGUUCUGUUGUCUUGUAUAUUGUGAAUAACUGAAAGCCAGUGGAACACAUUUUCUCUUUUGGUUUAAAACACAUUGUCUUUAUUUUGUAUGCAUGAUUGUAAUUGCUCUGAAUAAGCCUCACUCAUUUUGACGGAGUCAGUAUCAACAACCAGUUGCUAAUGAUAUUAUUUUUCUAAAAUAAAUGUAAUUUAGUCUUUGAAAUUUGUGUUAUUUAAACACCUUACACUGAGAACUUUUACUUUAAGAAUAGAUCAGGAGAGAACACUGGCAUACUAUUAAAAUUGAUUUCAUAUUUACUGUAUUUUUAAUUGCUGGCUCACAGACCGCUUCCGUGCUCUUAUCAAAUGUUUUUUAUGGCUGUUGCUGAGUGCGUGCGGUACAAGCCACAGAGAAGCAGCAGUCAUGGCACAACUGUGACACUGACACCUUCAAAAACUGACUGCAUUGUACAUUACAUUGUUUUUCAUUCUUUAAACACUGCAUUCUUUUCAUUAUGUGUUGGAAUUAGUGGUCACAUAUCUGUGUUUAGAACAUGUUAAACAUGUUAAAAAUAAAUGGAUAAUUUAGAUAAACCUGCACUUG
Messenger RNA from Maylandia zebra (zebra mbuna), 1749 nucleotides. RefSeq names its product P2Y purinoceptor 1. Gene Ontology annotation, molecular function: neuropeptide receptor activity. NCBI's taxonomy places the organism in Eukaryota, Metazoa, Chordata, Actinopteri, Cichliformes, Cichlidae. Gene Ontology annotation, cellular component: membrane. Gene Ontology annotation, biological process: G protein-coupled receptor signaling pathway. The record is from RefSeq and is a predicted model, not a curated record.